Messenger RNA from Arachis ipaensis, 1923 nucleotides. NCBI's taxonomy places the organism in Eukaryota, Viridiplantae, Streptophyta, Magnoliopsida, Fabales, Fabaceae. The record is from RefSeq and is a predicted model, not a curated record.
UUCUUCUUCUUCUUCUUCUUUUGGGGAAGUGAGUGUUGUGUCAAAAAUGGGGUUCGAAUUAGAUGCUGUGGUUUCGAAAUUGCAAAAUCUUGCCACUUCUGAUCAUUCCUCUGUGGUGUCAAUGAACAUCUUUGUUGCACUUCUGUGUGCUUGUAUUGUUAUUGGCCAUCUUCUUGAGGAAAAUCGGUGGAUGAAUGAAUCUAUCACUGCCCUUUUGAUUGGCGUUUGCACUGGUGUGUUCAUUUUGCUGGUCAGUGGUGGUACACACUCGCAUAUUCUUGUCUUCAGUGAAGAUCUUUUCUUCAUAUACCUUCUUCCACCUAUAAUAUUCAAUGCCGGGUUUCAAGUGAAAAAGAAGCAGUUCUUUGUUAACUUCAUCACCAUCAUGAUGUUUGGUGCAGUUGGUACAUUAAUAUCGUGUACCAUCAUAACCUUCGGUGUUACACAAAUUUUCAAGAGGAUGGAUAUUGGUCCUAUGGAAAUAGGGGACUAUCUAGCAAUUGGUGCAAUAUUUGCCGCAACAGAUUCUGUGUGCACAUUGCAGGUGCUAAAUCAAGAUGAGACACCUUUAUUGUACAGUCUUGUAUUUGGGGAGGGUGUUGUGAAUGAUGCCACAUCAGUGGUGCUUUUCAAUGCAAUCCAAAGCUUUGACCUUGAGCAAAUUGACCCGUCAAUUGCUUUGCAAUUUAUUGGCAACUUCUUGUAUCUGUUUCUCACAAGCACAUUGCUUGGAGUUGGGGCAGGGCUGCUUAGUGCUUACAUUAUAAAGAAGCUGUAUAUUGGCAGACACUCUACAGAUCGUGAGGUUGCUCUCAUGAUGCUCAUGGCAUACCUCUCCUACAUGGUGGCCGAGUUGUGCUAUCUGAGUGGCAUUCUCACUGUAUUCUUUUGCGGAAUUGUUAUGUCUCAUUAUACUUGGCAUAAUGUGACAGAGAGCUCAAGAGUCACCACCAAGCACGCAUUUGCAACCAUAUCGUUUGUUGCUGAGAUAUUUCUCUUCCUUUAUGUUGGUAUGGAUGCCUUGGACAUUGAAAAGUGGAGUUUUGUCAGUGAUAGACCUGGAACAUCAGUAGCAGUGAGUGCAGUAUUGAUGGGUCUAGUACUUGUUGGAAGAGCAGCUUUUGUUUUCCCGUUAUCGUUCUUAUCCAACUUGGCCAAAAAGUCAUCAAGCGAGAAAAUCACUUUCAGGCAGCAAGUGAUUAUUUGGUGGGCUGGUCUUAUGAGAGGUGCUGUUUCAAUGGCACUUGCAUAUAAUCAGUUCACUAUGUCCGGGCAUACACAACAGCAAUCCAAUGCUAUCAUGAUCACCAGCACCAUCACAGUUGUGCUUUUCAGCACAGUGGUGUUUGGUUUGAUGACUAAACCACUCAUAAUGCUUUUGCUGCCUCCAAACCCUCAUAAAGGUACAAGCUCCACGAACAGCAUAUUGAGUCCAAAAUCAGUUACUGUCCCACUUCUAGCCCAAGAAUCUGAAGCUGAUCUUGAAGGCCAUGAAGUUACUCGCCCAAGCAGUAUUCGCAACUUGCUAACCAGGCCAACACACACCGUCCACAGAUUAUGGCGUAAGUUCGACGAUUCAUUCAUGCGCCCCGUUUUCGGCGGCAGGGGUUUUGUUCCUGUAGAGCCUGGUUCUCCAACUGAACGCAAUGGCCAUGGAUGGCAUUGAGAAGGCCAGAAAACAAAAUAUUUAUGAUGUGUUGUAAGCUGCUUAAAAUUUUGUGCAGAUAAAAAAUGCGUGUAUGAAGAACCACCUUACUGAAAUUUUGUUAAGCUGUGUGUGUAUGGUGAUCAGAACUUAGACAACUAUGUAACAUAGUUCAUCGCUGCCUAUCUUGUAAGUUGUAAAGCUUAUGAAUUAUAUUUGUAUUUAAUUGUUUGUAGAUUCUAAUUAUUAUAAAAUUUGUCGCAAAAGUUGUGCCGUCA